AUGCUGGAGAAAAAUCAAACAGCUGUGACUGAAUUCUUCCUUCUUGGAUUCCAGGGGCUUGGCUCUUUGAAACUGAUCUUUUUUCUUCUAAUAUUUAUUGCAUACAUUAUGACAAUAACUGUAAAUAUUGUGAUUAUAAUAUUGGUGUCUACAAAACAACAAUUGCACCUUCCUAUGUAUUUCUUUCUCAAACAAAUGUCAGCCGUGGAAAUUAUUAAGGUUACUAUUAUUGUGCCCAAUAUGCUGUAUGUUAUAUGGCUAAAUGGAGGUCUGGUUUAUGUUAAAGGCUGUAUCACUCAGACUUAUUUAUGUGCUGCUGUAGGAAGCACAGAGUGCUUUCUCCUUACGGUAAUGUCCUAUGACCGUUAUUUGGCAAUUUGCAAUCCUUUGUUUUAUAACGCAAUCAUGGACUUCAAGCUUCGUUAUCGCUUGGCCAUUUGCAUCUGGAUGUUUGGUUUUCUUGUUAACGUAAUAACUCUUGUUCUUCUGUUUAACCUUCAGUUCUGUGAACUCAAUGUCAUUGACCAUUUCUUCUGUGAUCUUGCUCCUAUUCUAGAGCUUUCAUGUUCUGAUACGUUUGGUUUGCAAAUUGAAAUAGUGUUGAUUUGCAUCCCUAUAAUUUUAGUGCCUUUUAGCUUAAUUACUCUUAGCUACAUCUGCAUUUUUAUAACUAUCCUUGGGAUUUCCACAACCAUGAAGAGAAAGAAAGCAUUCUCCACCUGUAGUUCCCACCUAUCUGUUGUGUGUAUCUUUUUUGGGACCUUGAUUGCUACCUACUUGGUUCCAAAUAAGGGACAUGCAUUGACUGUAAACAAAGUUAUUGCACUGGUAUACACUGUGAUUACUCCAUUGUUCAAUCCAGUAAUAUACAGCCUUCGCAAUAAGGAGAUAAGAAUUGCCAUUGGAAAAAACAUUAGAUGUUAA
Bombina bombina (fire-bellied toad) is the source of this 924-nucleotide messenger RNA. Its product is annotated as olfactory receptor 6B1-like. Gene Ontology annotation, cellular component: membrane. The record is from RefSeq and is a predicted model, not a curated record. Lineage: Eukaryota; Metazoa; Chordata; Amphibia; Anura; Bombinatoridae. The transcript has a single exon. Gene Ontology annotation, biological process: G protein-coupled receptor signaling pathway. Bases 1 to 924 code for a protein of 307 amino acids. Gene Ontology annotation, molecular function: G protein-coupled receptor activity; olfactory receptor activity.